AUGAUCCCACACCAUGCCCCCAAGCCUUCCGUUGCAAGGCAAGGCAGUCAGUCUAGCCAAGGAAGCCAAGGGGGCAGCGUCUGGCUUGCCGAUUGCCAGCAGUACCGAAACGUCAUCGAGAGUCUCGCCUCGUCCGAGCCUAGGUUGAGACGUAGAGACCCCAGACUCGAACUCAAGAACAUACCUUGGCCCUUCAAAAACACCAGAAUCGCCGUGCUUGAGUCCCCAUCCGCGGGCUCUCCCUUCACCAGAAAGCCGUGGCAGUGCGGCGACCCAGCAAAGUUCAGACUCUCCUUGACCGACGAAUCACCCGCCUCAGGCCCAGAUGGACGCCGAAUCAUCAUCAUGGAGGGCCAAGCCCCAGCCCACAUCGGCACCCUGGGCACACACUUCAACAUCCACCCCGCCUUCUUCGUCGACCACGAACGAGACAACGCCCCCGAAGCCUUCAAGUCCAACGACGCCUACUACAACAUCUCGCUCCCAUGCGUCCAAAAAGAGCAUGUCACCAUGAGAUACUACCAGCUCAUCUCCCUUCCCAACGAUCUCCAAAGCAACUUUCGCGUCUUUUGCGCAGAAACCGGGCGCACCGUCACAACAACUCGAAUCCUCGGUAAAUUCGCCGACACAGUCUGCCUCCACAGGAAGUGCUCCAUCUGGCGGCGCCCACGAGAAAAUGGCACAGGCUGGGAUUGCAUCGUCAUCACCGACCCCCCCCUCCGAUACGUAGGGACCUCUUACGAAGCCUACAACCCGAUCCCCGUCUUCCCCAUCACGCGCUUCCACCAGGGGGGGUACCCCGACUUCAUCCCUCACCAACGACAGAUGAAGAACCUCCACCGCGGCGGCCCGCCCCGAACGACACUCCUCGACGACUUGUGCUUCUACCUCGAUCACCACUGGGAUUUAUUCGACAGCCACGGCGCCGACCUGGUCUUGACCCUCGCGCAAAAGAUCGUCGCAAGCCAUUACCGCCAACACGUCGGUUUUUUGCAGACGUACAUCUCUCACGUGCAGCACAGCAUGUCGAGGCAGGAGAAUCUCGAGUACUUCAACACCACCGCGGUAGAGAAACAGUGGUCAGAUGUGCAGUCGUAUGAGCGGAGGUUGUCGUAUUAUUGUAUUGAUCUCGAGUCGAUCAUGAUACAGUGUCGGAUUCCGUUUCAGGCACCGAACGUUUUGUCUGGCAGUGGUUCGUCUUCCGAGGCAGAUUUUCAGUUUUUGUACAUGGCGUUGAAGGAUGUGAGGAGGAGGGUCGAGCUUUUGAGCAGCAGUAUCACUGGGCUGGCGGGGAUGGUGGGGAAUAGGCAGGCGGUGGAGGAGCAGGUGUUGAGCAGGCAGGAGGCGACGAGCGUCAAGGCGUUGACGGUGGUGGGGUUGGUGUUUAUACCGCUUGGGUUUGUGGCGAGCUUGUUUGGAAUGGAGGAUUGGUUUGCGCCCGGGGGGGAGAGGUUUUGGAUGUAUUGGGCGGUUGCCGUGCCGGUUAGUGUGGUGGCUUUUGGGCUGUAUUUUUUUGCAAAGGUGGUGAGGGGUGGGGGGAUGGGGAAGCGUAGGGUAGAGGGGAAGGGGAUGUGUUGA
Molecule: messenger RNA, 1578 nt
Organism: Podospora bellae-mahoneyi
Lineage: Eukaryota; Fungi; Ascomycota; Sordariomycetes; Sordariales; Podosporaceae
Exons: 1
Coding region: 1-1578 (525 amino acids)
Biological process (GO): transmembrane transport; metal ion transport
Cellular component (GO): plasma membrane
Molecular function (GO): cobalt ion binding; magnesium ion binding; cobalt ion transmembrane transporter activity
Source: RefSeq, a predicted model, not a curated record